UCUCCGCAGUAUUGCUUCGUCCACACCGAUCGUCGGUCGAACCAUGCUGCUCUUUCAGUUGAGCACCAACCUUUCCAAAUCUGAUUUCCCCGCACAUUUCCACGAAGACUUAACGAAGAUGCUGGGACAGUUGCUGCAAAAGAAUCCCAACCACAUCUCGGUGAGCAUCAGCACCGAUCAAUUCCUAACGUGCGGAGGCACUGCGGAAACCUGCGCGUUCGGCAGCUUGGCGUCCACCGGCAACUUUGUUAGCAAGUUCACGCUGUUCCUCAGCGAUUACCCAGCGAGCGAAGUUGGAUUCCACGGCAUGGCGAGGGAUAGCUUUAGGCAGAGGUCGCAGACAGCACCCGCUGCCUAAGUGGUCCCAAAGCGUUCCUGUCAUUUCCUUCUCAUAGACUUUGUCCGGCUCAAUUACCCCAUUUCGCCUAUCCGGCUA
Messenger RNA from Paramacrobiotus metropolitanus, 436 nucleotides. RefSeq lists its product as uncharacterized. The transcript has 3 exons. NCBI's taxonomy places the organism in Eukaryota, Metazoa, Tardigrada, Eutardigrada, Parachela, Macrobiotidae. The record is from RefSeq and is a predicted model, not a curated record. The coding region runs from base 44 to 358 and encodes 104 amino acids.